AUGAUCAUCAGAGAUAUCAGAGACGUAGUCAAGCCCGGCGCGUCGUUCCAGUUCGUAUGGGGCGACGUGGACGACCGGAUCCCCGAGCAGGUCAACUUCUGGCUCACGCACUACACAGACGACGGGAGCGGACACAUCGACCCCGUCAAGCUGAACGAUCGCCCCGUGAAGCCGAGGAACCAGGACUCCCUAACCGUGGACGCCGAUACAACCCGCAAAUUCGUCUGCGCACCCAACUACCGGAUCUGGUGCAUGAAAGUCGAGUCUGACCCAGAGAACGAUAAGAGCCCCUUCUGCGAGUCCCCCGGCUUUAGGGUCAUGUGCAGUCGGGAUUAG
This is a messenger RNA of Aspergillus mulundensis, 336 nucleotides long. RefSeq lists its product as uncharacterized. The coding region runs from base 1 to 336 and encodes 111 amino acids. The transcript is spliced from 3 exons. Lineage: Eukaryota; Fungi; Ascomycota; Eurotiomycetes; Eurotiales; Aspergillaceae. The record is from RefSeq and is a predicted model, not a curated record.